Molecule: messenger RNA, 629 nt
Organism: Temnothorax curvispinosus
Lineage: Eukaryota; Metazoa; Arthropoda; Insecta; Hymenoptera; Formicidae
Product: exonuclease 1-like
Exons: 2
Coding region: 199-489 (96 amino acids)
Biological process (GO): DNA recombination; mismatch repair
Cellular component (GO): nucleus
Molecular function (GO): 5'-3' DNA exonuclease activity; 5'-flap endonuclease activity
Source: RefSeq, a predicted model, not a curated record
CUUUACGCUCACGAGAGCAAUCUAUACGUUAUAUAAUUUAUGGUAUAUACUUCGUUUACAUUAGUGACAUGCGCAAUGUCUGCAAAUCUGGCGGCAAUUAGUGUGUGGUGUGUUAUGUGUAUACGCCAUACGGAAGAUAUUUGAUCUUGUGUUGGAUUUAAUUGUUAUAAACUGCGACAGAGAUUAAUUUUUGUAAAUAUGGGUAUCACCGGGUUGCUACCAUUCCUAGAGAAAUCUUCUAGAAGGACAAAUAUCAAAGAAUUUUCUGGUGGUACUGUUGCAAUCGAUUCUUAUUGUUGGUUACACAAAGGUGUAUUUUCCUGUGCUGAGAAAUUAAUGAUGGGACAAACAACGAACGCGUAUGUUUUAUAUUGUAUGAAGUAUAUAAACAUGCUUUUAAAAUAUAAGAUAAAACCCAUCUUGGUGUUUGAUGGCCGACGAUUGCCUGCUAAAGAGCAAACAGAAAUCAAGAGACGGGAGUACGUAUAAAGAGACCUGUUUAAAUAUCGUGAAUUUGAAAAAUCAAGUCGGGAUUAUUCUAUUUGAAAACUGCUUCAAAUUCAAUAAAAAUUGAUACAGGAUUGCUACAAAUUCUGAAAUAAAUCUAUAGGCCUGUUCAUUUCCCCUGC